Sporisorium graminicola is the source of this 1005-nucleotide messenger RNA. RefSeq lists its product as uncharacterized. The coding region runs from base 1 to 1005 and encodes 334 amino acids. Gene Ontology annotation, biological process: RNA polymerase II preinitiation complex assembly; transcription by RNA polymerase II. The record is from RefSeq and is a predicted model, not a curated record. Gene Ontology annotation, molecular function: protein heterodimerization activity. Gene Ontology annotation, cellular component: transcription factor TFIID complex. The transcript has a single exon. Lineage: Eukaryota; Fungi; Basidiomycota; Ustilaginomycetes; Ustilaginales; Ustilaginaceae.
AUGCCUCCGACUCCGACGCGCUCGGUGCAGCGUGGUGGCGGCGCUCGACAAAGGCAGGGAUCCUCUCUUCACCCUCAUGCCGGUCCCGCAGCAAGCACUAUUGCAGCAGCAGCAGCAGGAGGCCGUUCAUCCGCACAACCAGCACGAGGCGGCAAAGCAACACAGACGCAUGAUGCUGCCGCCGUACCCUUCGUCCAUCCCGCCCUCGCCUUAUCAUCUGGCGUUCUGCCCUCCUCAUCCUCCUCCACGACUACUGGUCUGCCAGCAGUGGUAGCAGCGCAGGUCCGUGGCAGACGGCCGUUCAACCACCGCAACCUCUUCGCGCGAGACCUACGCAACCUCAUGUACGCUUACGGAGACUCGCCCAACCCCGACCCCGACUCGGUACUGCUCAUGGAGGAAAUGACGGUUGACUUCAUCACCGACCUCUGCUGCCGUGCUCGCCCCAGCCCGUACGCGCUCGGUCUCGGAACCAGCGCUAUCUCCAACAGCUCCAGCUCCUUCGGUGCAACCUUGGAACAGUCUUUAGCUUCGCUCGAUUCAACCGGCAACCUCAACGGCGUCGACGGCACCCCGCAUACGCUGCCUCCCAGAGCGCCGCAUCGACUGCGUGUCAAGCUGGAAGACUUCCGACACGCACUCCGCAAGGAUGUUGAGGCUAAGAAGUUGGGUCGUAUGGAGCAGCUGCUGUAUGCGGACAAGGUUGUGACGGAAGCAAGACGCGUCGGCGGUGUCGAGGAGGCCGCCGAGCGCGCAGGUGCUAUGCAGACCGACAAUCUACCUCCGCAGCCAGCUUCCAGCGCAGACGCGCCGUCACAGGGAGCGGAUCUGGAGGAUCUGGACGUCGACGACGCUGAUGACGACGGGAAACCUGCAAAGUCUGGUAAAGGAAGAUCGAAGGGCGGCGCAGGCGGAAGGGGAGGAGGGAAGGGAAAAGCGAAGUCUAAGGGUGGCGCGGCUACUUCCAGAGCUGGAUCGGCCAGGUCUUCUGUUCAACCUGCAUGA